Messenger RNA from Ictalurus punctatus (channel catfish), 2557 nucleotides. It is a transcript of the gene mpi, whose product is annotated as mannose phosphate isomerase. Gene Ontology annotation, molecular function: zinc ion binding; mannose-6-phosphate isomerase activity. Gene Ontology annotation, biological process: GDP-mannose biosynthetic process; carbohydrate metabolic process. NCBI's taxonomy places the organism in Eukaryota, Metazoa, Chordata, Actinopteri, Siluriformes, Ictaluridae. The record is from RefSeq and is a predicted model, not a curated record. Bases 103 to 1356 code for a protein of 417 amino acids. The transcript is spliced from 8 exons. Gene Ontology annotation, cellular component: cytosol.
AAUUUUAUAUCAUAACAUUAUUAGUUGUGUAAAACAUGAUGGAUUUCCGGUUUGGUAGCCGUCGUGUGACGUCACACCAGCGAUAGCGCCACCAUUGCAGAGAUGGAGGAAGUGAGAGUGUUUCCGCUGUCAUGCCUUGUCCAAAACUAUGCCUGGGGGAAGGUGGGGCUGGACAGUGAGGUGGCUAAGCUGGUCCUAGGUGGAGAUCCUCAAGCUGUCAUACAGGAUGACAGACCAUAUGCCGAGCUUUGGAUGGGUGCCCACCCUAAGGGAGAUGCUCUUAUCAAAGACAAUCGAAUAUCACAGAGGACACUGGGCCAGUGGAUCGCUGAUUACCCAGCGUGUUUGGGGUCAAAGGUCAAAGACACAUUUCAGGGACAGCUCCCCUUCUUGUUUAAAGUGCUGUCCGUCAACACUGCGCUGUCCAUCCAAGCUCAUCCCAACAGAGAGCUAGCAGCUAAGCUACAUGCGCAAUUCCCCGAACACUACCCCGAUAACAAUCAUAAGCCCGAGAUGGCGAUUGCACUGACCGAGUUCGAAGGCCUCUGUGGUUUUCGGCCGGUGGAGGAAAUCAUUUCCUUUCUCAAAAAUGUCCCAGAAUUCCAUGCUCUGGUAGGUAAUGAGGCCGCGGAUGAGCUGCAGAGCAGCAGGGAUAACCCUGCCCGUGCCUCUCUGGCACUGAAGAAGUGCUUCAGCAGGAUGAUGAACUGUGAGAAGAAAGUAUUUGUAGAUCAGCUGAACAUGCUUGUGAAAAGAGUCUUGGAAGAAGAGGCAGCAGGUAAAGACACAUCACGCAAUAACGGAGAGCUGCUGCUUCGGCUCCACUCCCAGUACCCGGGUGAUAUCGGCUGUUUCUCCAUCUACUUCCUGAACCGCAUCGUGCUUCAACCAGGACAGGCCAUGUUUCUGGGAGCUAAUGAACCUCAUGCCUACCUGUCUGGAGAUUGCGUUGAAUGCAUGGCCUGUUCGGAUAACACGGUGCGUGCCGGACUGACCCCGAAGUACAUCGAUGUGAACACGUUGUGUGAAAUGUUAAACUACAGUCCUGCUCCAGCCAGUGCCAAAAAAUUUCCCUCAGUUCAGGACCCUUCAGACCCCUGCGUUCACCUGUACGACCCUCCUGUACCGGACUUCACCGUCAUGAGGAUACAGGUCCCUCCAUCUGUGAAGCAGUACACAAUGAGCCCUUUGGACUGUGCGUCCAUCCUAUUAGUGAUCCAGGGCGAGGCCAGCGCGCUCUCAGACAUCAUGCUGCACAGGGGUUCCGUGCUGUUCAUCUCCGCCAACGAGAGCGUCACGCUGCAGGUGACAUCAUCUUCUGGGAUGAUGAUGUUCCGGGCCUGCUGUCUUCUCUAGGCAAAAAGUUCAGGAUGUACGGUUUUAACCUUCUACUUUUGUUUUAACGUUGCUUAUUCAUCAGCAACUACAAGGGAACAGAACCACUAUGGAUAUAACUUCAGACGCACACUUCGGCAAUAUGCCAAGUGAUAAGAAUCAGUAUAGUGACAUCUCACACACACACACACACACACACAAAAACAUAUAUGUGGUGUCUUUUGCUUGUGGUCCCGUUAUUUAAACCGUAUAGCAGUUGAAUUGAGGUAUUGCUACUUUAAUAACAGGGUGACGAGUGGGUUUAUGAAGUGCCAGUUUUCUCAUCAUGAGCAUAUUACGAACAUACUUAAGGCCGAGCAUGAGAAAUCACGAUUGCUUUCGUGUUUGCCUGAAGAAAAUCCAGUUAAACAAAUCUCUCUUGGGGAAUUCUUUCUCCUCCCUAUUAAUAAGCAUGUGCUUUAAAAGAAAUAGCCCCGUCAUCAUUAGAUUCAUCAUUUGAAUGCGCAGAUGCAUGUUUUACGUUUAAUAAAAUAGUUGACUUUUUAAAAUUAGCAUUUCAGUCUAAAAAAUAAGGAAGGUUAUGCUUAUGGUAAGUCAAAUCAAUUCUUCACUAGGAAAGGUUUUAACCUAGAAGACAGGAACGCACAUGCUCAAAACAGCAGUCUUGUCACUCUCAAGUCAAACACAACUCAUUAUUCAGGGACUUUUUAAGUGCAACAAUAACCACUACUGAUAAAUCUAGUGUAUUUGGGGUGGUUGUUGUUGUUUUUUAAAGAAAGCAAACUGCUUUUACACUUUUUAGUAGGUUUACCCUUUCUAACAGGAUGCUUUGUCAAAUAUGUACUGUGAAAGAGGAAACCAGUGAUCAAGUUGCUGAUAGUGUUUUUACUGUACAUGACUUUCAUUUGUAUGACUGUGAACAUUGUUACCUGUUCUCUGUAAACACCCCCCACCCCAAUAUAAUCUUCUCCUUCCCAUCCCCCCCCCGAGAACGCACUCACUGGAAUAACGAAGAUAUUUUAUGAAGUAUCAUAAUAUCUGUUUACUAUAAACUCCAUGCACUUUUACACGAGGUUGCCCGAAGCGGUUUGUGUCCCAGAUCCUUGAUCAGAGUUCAGGGUUUGCUACCUCCAGUGAAGGCAUGGAUUAGCAUUUUUGAAUCUGCUGUGGCAUGAGGUUGUGUAAACUCUACGUAAACCCUAAUAAACUACAAUUCUGUCUA